GCCACGUCGCUCGUGACGUCACAACCCAGAAACACAACGAUGGCGGAUGCCAAUGCGGCGGUGGUGCUGGUGACGGUGUCACUGGUCUUGCUGGGUCUCGUGGCCGGUCUGAGCUGGUCGUGGGCGCUGCUGCCGGUCGGCGUGGUCGUGUUCAUUUUCGUCGUGGCGCGCGGCCUGAAGUCCCGCGACGAAUUCGGGCACCUGAACGUGUGCGUGCUCGUGCUCGGGGACGUGGGUCGCAGCCCGCGCAUGCAGUAUCACGCGCUGUCGCUGAGCAAACACGGCUACAACGUCACCUUCAUCGGCUUUCUGGGUAACAAACCUCAUCAAGAUGUUCUCGAGGACGACCGGAUCGAUAUCCUGCCUAUUUUGGAGCACAAAGGCCUCCCUGUUGGCCCAAAGAUCCUCAGGUAUAUCACCAAGGUGAUCUCGCAGUCCCUGCAGCUCCUUUACGUCUUAAUGAAGCUGGACGAUCAGGCGUUUAUUCUUCUACAGAAUCCUCCGGGACUGCCGAGCAUCGCCGUGACAUGGCUGGCGAGUCGAAUGAUAGGAGCUCAGUUCGUGAUCGACUGGCACAAUUACGGUUACUCCGUCAUGGCGCUCAGUCACGGAGAGAACCAUCCCAUCGUCAGGGUGGCCAAGUGGUAUGAGAAACUUUUCGGCCGUUUCGCCGAUCACCAUCUUUGCGUCACUGAUGCUAUGAGACGCGACCUUCAAAAGAAUUGGAACAUCCGUGCGUCCACUUUAUACGACAAGCCGCCUUCGAUAUUCCGAGAGACGCCUUUAAAUGUCCGCCACGAGCUCUUCAUCCGCAUGGCCAGCGCUUACCCGCAAUUCAGAGCACGUUCUGAAAACACGGAGAACACGGAGCUGACCGCGUUCACGCAACUGAACACUAAAACCGGGGAGGUGACAUUCGCUGAGGGACGACCCGCUCUUCUGAUCAGCAGCACCAGCUGGACCGAGGAUGAAGAUUUCUCGGUUCUUUUAAAGGCACUUGAAGAUUAUGAAAGUUUCGUAGAAGCAGGACAACAUCUCCCGUCACUCGUCUGCGCCAUCACUGGUAAAGGUCCUCAGAAAGAAUAUUAUGAGAAGAUCAUCAACGCUAAAGAGUUUCAGCACGUUAAGAUCUGCACUCCUUGGAUGGAAGCGGAGGAUUAUCCCCUUCUGCUGGGUUCGGCCGAUCUCGGCGUCUGCUUGCACAAGUCCUCGAGUGGUCUUGACCUUCCCAUGAAAGUGGUUGACAUGUUCGGGUGUUGUCUUCCGGUCUGCGCCAUACACUACCAGUGUCUGGAUGAGCUGGUGAAACACGAGGAGAACGGUCUGAUCUUCAGAGACUCGGCUGAACUCUCAGAGCAGCUGAAGCUGCUGUUCUCGGACUUUCCUAAUGUCCAGGGGAAGCUGAACGUCUUCCGGAGGAACCUCAGAGAGAGCGGAGAGCAGCGCUGGGACGAAAACUGGGACCAACACAUCCUGCCGCUGUUUAAGGAACACUGUGACUGAGCAGUAACCAGAGGAACGAUGAUAAUCUUUAAUAAUUUUAAUAAUAAUGAUAACAAUAACAAGCCGAGGAGGUCGUAGGAAUUCGUACAGGGUAAACAUCCAUUGUUUGUUUUGUUUUUUUUCCACCCCCGUGUCAUUCCAGCAAUUCCAUUGGACAAAACUUGAACAUGAAGCAAAAAGCACACUUUGUGUACAUACGUUGUAAAUAAGCACUUUAUUACAUUUUGAACUCUGUGA
This is a messenger RNA of Silurus meridionalis, 1740 nucleotides long. It is a transcript of the gene alg1, whose product is annotated as ALG1 chitobiosyldiphosphodolichol beta-mannosyltransferase. The transcript is spliced from 13 exons. Gene Ontology annotation, cellular component: endoplasmic reticulum. Bases 40 to 1503 code for a protein of 487 amino acids. Lineage: Eukaryota; Metazoa; Chordata; Actinopteri; Siluriformes; Siluridae. The record is from RefSeq and is a predicted model, not a curated record. Gene Ontology annotation, molecular function: mannosyltransferase activity.